Messenger RNA from Fonsecaea multimorphosa CBS 102226, 321 nucleotides. RefSeq lists its product as uncharacterized. The record is from RefSeq and is a predicted model, not a curated record. The transcript has a single exon. Lineage: Eukaryota; Fungi; Ascomycota; Eurotiomycetes; Chaetothyriales; Herpotrichiellaceae. Bases 1 to 321 code for a protein of 106 amino acids.
AUGGCCGCGAUCCACCGCAAUUGUUGUCUUUUCUGCAAGAAGAAACCUUGGGACGACGGCGAGUUGGAAAUGCUCGACUGGUACAGCGUGAACCUCGACGGCCGGCUGGACACGCGCAUCUGCUUCUUUCACAAUCAGAAACAGAUCCAAUGUCUACGAGAGGUGCGCGGUCAAGUUGCGCAGGAAUGCCAACGGCGGCGGCGGCGGAGGACUGCUGCGCCUGGUGAGCCUGUGGAGGAGCUGAAACGGAGGAUCUUUAUGGAUCAUUAUCGAGAGAUGCAAGGGGAUGAAAAGCGCGAGAGGUCUUGUGUUCUCAUGUGA